AAACUACGCACUGAAAAUAAGCGACAGAUUCAACUAUGAGCGACGACAGUGAAAGUAUAGAUGUCCCGAGGCAAACUGUCCUCCCACCAUUCUCCAGCCCUCUCCGGACCCUCUACCAUCCCUCCUUUAUGUCCGUAUACCUGGCAGCCGGCUCAAAUCGGUACCCAUGGCCGUCUUCUAACCAGACAAUUACAGCCAUGACCCCCUUGGAAUUCUUCUACACCGACCACAAUAUGUGCCCUGGGAGAAGAGUCCCCAACAUAAUCAGUGAAAUGCAGGUUUUCAAGUGCUUUCGCCUCAACACUCCCCCGCCUGUCAUGUCAGCCUGCCCUGCUCCUCCGGCCAGACCUGACCCCUUUAGGUCAGGGUCAUACCCCACCAGGGACCUGGGUUGUUCAACCUGGAGAAGAAACCCUAAUUACUGCCAUCAAGCCGACAGACCAAGGCCCAGAUCCAAGAAGAGUCAGUCAGUCAUCGAGCUAACCCUGGAAGAGGACCAAGCUAUUACUAACUUGCUAACGCUUCAUCACCAGCAGCACAUUCACACAGAUGGACUUCCUGUCCAUGCUAUUCAAAAGGACCUCCACGAAAAUGGGGUUUUGUCAGUGGCCAACAUGACCCCAGACCACCAGACAUCCCUCAGCCAUACACCGUUGGAUCAGUCCGCUGUCACUGAGGGGAUGAGGGCCUCUCACAGAGACAGACCGCUCCAUUCGGUUGCCAUUUUCAGGGGUGAGCGGCACCGAGAGACGUUGGGGUCUUCUGUGGAGAUGGAGGCAGCUGACGCCCUGCUGAGACUGGGUGAGAACUGAGUCAGCCGGCUGAACGAGGAGGACUGGAACCAGAACCAGAAUGAUGGAAACCUCAACGGUCAAAAUGGCAGCUUACCACUAAAGCCAUGUUUGACUCUCUUCUGGAAAGUUUGAAAUUUUAUGGGGAAAAUAGAGAGUUGAUGCACACUGGGAUAGUUAUGGAUAAGGAUAUUGAGGGUGGGUCUGUGAGAGGUUGUGGUUUGGUAGUGUAACGAGGGACGGCUCUCACUUUCAUUGUCAUUGUUAGAGUCACAGGAGAGAAUGCUGGGUAGGGUUGGGGAUUCAGUUGGCCUUUUCACAUUCAGUGUCUCGAGUCAAAUUACAUCGCUAUCAAUGCAUUUUUGCGCUUGAGGGAGAUGGCUAUCCAAUAACCCUCAUGUUGAUAUGGAACUAUUCCUCGGUUCCCUUGACCCAGUUCCAAAUACACACCCUGAUGUCUGAGUAUUUUUAAGAGCACCUAGCACAUUCAGGGCCUUUAUAGCAAAUUUCUACUGUUAAAUGUUUACGUAAUGUGUGAUGCUCCUCACACAACCUAGUUGACCACAGCACGGUCGCCAAGUUACUGUGAUUUAUAUCAGACAGACACAUUGAGUGGUUCUUUUUUAUAGUUGGUUCAGUUUUAGAACUUGAGAUAAAAAAUAUUUUGCACAGUUCACCUUUUUUUGAUCAUGUCUGCUGUUUUGAUUGAAUUAAUAAAAAGUAAUGCUCUUU
Molecule: messenger RNA, 1523 nt
Organism: Hypomesus transpacificus
Lineage: Eukaryota; Metazoa; Chordata; Actinopteri; Osmeriformes; Osmeridae
Exons: 5
Coding region: 36-812 (258 amino acids)
Source: RefSeq, a predicted model, not a curated record